Molecule: messenger RNA, 705 nt
Organism: Kuraishia capsulata CBS 1993
Lineage: Eukaryota; Fungi; Ascomycota; Pichiomycetes; Pichiales; Pichiaceae
Exons: 1
Coding region: 1-705 (234 amino acids)
Source: RefSeq, a predicted model, not a curated record
AUGUCAUAUCCCCAGACCAAGCAAAAUUCUAUCAGGGUUUACAAAAAACGAGCCAGAUACGACUACGAGACUGUGCACGGAAUAUUUGAGGACUCCUACGUAGUCCAUGUCGCAUUUCAACGGCCCGGAGAUGGUCAACUGGAAAACCAGCCUAUGGUGAGUGCAAUGGGGUAUUAUCUCGAAGAACCGUGCCUUUAUAUACACGGAAACGCAGCUUCGAUGUUGGCAAAGGGUACGAAAGAGGAGGCAGCUCUGCCAGUGUGUGUUACAGCCAGUCACGUUGAUGGCAUAAUUUUCACCUAUACACCCAAUGGCCAUGCAUUGAACUAUCGUUCGGCUGUGAUACAUGGAAACGCACAACUGGUGAAGGAUGCAGAUGAGAAGGAUUAUGCCUUGAAACAAAUGUUCGACCAGAUGUUACCAGGCAGGUGGGAUAAUUCUGCGCCGGUUGAUCCAAAUGCCGUCAAACACGUGCAUGUCUUCAGGGUGACGAUUGAGUCUGCCAGCGCAAAAGUCAGGACUGGUAUGGGUGAUUUGGGAACUCCAGUUCCUGGAGUGUUUGCCGGAAGCAUUCCAUAUUUUGGUAGUUUGGGAGAGCCCGUUGCCGCCACUCCAGAUAUGGAAAUUCCCAGUCAUAUAUCAGAUCUGGUUGAGACCAGAUCCCGCAAGUGGAAGGAGUAUGCAGAGAAAGUUUCGCAUGAUUGA